UUUGGGCAGAGAGAGCUCCAGCGGCUCUGAGGACGUGCUGAGAACACGACCCGACAACAUACAUUAUGAGGACAUACUCUGAGUUUCUGUCGGACUAACGCUACAUUGGUUGUGGAGGCUCCUGCUGCAGUCCAUGUGAAUAUAGCAGCCUGGUGAAUAUUUGGCGCCGACUUCUCCCGCUCUACCAAGAUGGGGAACAGAUUAUCAGACCAUCACUCCCUCUUCUCCUGCCUGCCGUCCUUCCAGGCUCUCCACAUCGUCAUUCUAGGACUGGACAGCGCAGGAAAGACCACCGUUUUGUACCGCCUGCGCUUCAAUGAGUUUGUGAACACCGUCCCGACGAAGGGUUUUAACAACGAGAAGAUCAAAGUGUCACUGGCAGGUAGCAGACGGACAGUGUCCUUCCACUUCUGGGACGUGGGCGGUCAGGAGAAGCUCCGCCCUCUGUGGCGUUCUUACACUCGAUGCGCCGACGGCAUCGUGUUCGUGGUGGACUCGGUGGACGUGGAGCGGAUCGAGGAGGCCAAGACGGAACUGCACAAGAUCACGCGGCUGGCGGAGAACCAGGGAGUGCCGGUUCUGGUGGUGGCUAACAAACAGGACCUGAGGAACUCCGUCAGCCUGGCUGAGAUGGAGAGCAUGUUGGCUCUAGGGGAGCUCAGCACCCCCACUCCCUGGCACCUCCAGCCUGCUUGUGCUAUCAUUGGUGAGGGAUUACAGGAAGGUCUGGAGAAGCUGCACACCAUGAUCAUGAAGAGGAGAAAGAUGCUUUGGCAACAGAAGAAAAAGAGAUGAUGUGCUUACAGGAAAAGCAAAUUUGAGCUGGGACUAAAGCUACUUAGGAACUAGUGUGAGCUGCAUACAAUCUGAACAGUCAUUUGGCUCUAAUGAAGUCUGACUGGCUGAGUUGGACCCUGUUUGUUCAGGUCGGUGAGGGUCUGGCUCCAACAGGACAGUGGGAUUAGUUUUGCUCCAUGGAUAUUUAAUGCCAACAAUCCUGUCAGCAACAAGUCAUUCAUUAAGAAGUCCAGUAUUAUGCUGAAGUUUACACCGAACUCUUUAAAGUGGACAAUGAGCUUUGACUUGCCUGUUUUAUGUUACUUGUUCAAAUGUGCGGCGACUUGAGAUGGGUAUCGUCAGGGUGUUAUUGAUACUGAUGCUGCUUAUCAAUAACAUACACUACCGGUCAAAAGUUUUAGAACACCCCAAUUUUUGCAGUUUUUUAUUGAAAUUCGAGCAGUUCAAGUCCAAUGAACAGCUUGAAAGGGUACGAAGGUAAGUGGUGAACUGCCAGAGGUAAAUAAAAAAGGUAAGCUUAACCAAAACUGAAAAAUCAUGUACAUUUCAGAAUUAUACAAGUAGGCCUUUUUCAGGGAACAAGAAAUGGGUUAACAACUUAACUCUAUGGAGUCUUGGGCUAUUUUGUCCAUUUUUGAAUUCUUUUCAUGUCUUUGUAAGUCAUUUUG
This is a messenger RNA of Centropristis striata (black sea bass), 1466 nucleotides long. Its product is annotated as ADP-ribosylation factor-like protein 4A. Gene Ontology annotation, molecular function: GTPase activity; GTP binding. Lineage: Eukaryota; Metazoa; Chordata; Actinopteri; Perciformes; Serranidae. Gene Ontology annotation, cellular component: cytoplasm. The transcript is spliced from 2 exons. Gene Ontology annotation, biological process: intracellular protein transport; vesicle-mediated transport. The coding region runs from base 190 to 795 and encodes 201 amino acids. The record is from RefSeq and is a predicted model, not a curated record.